CUAAAACAGCCUGAUAGGGAGUGAAGGCAGUGAGUUAAAGAAGCAAAGAAUGGGGUUAAAGUAGGGAAAAGAGGAAGAAGAGUUCAUGAGUGUGUCCUAGAAUAUAGCAGCUGACGGGGGAGGAGAGCAGGAAAAGAGACAGACACAAUCAUGGCGAGCCUUCCCAAAGAGCCACCUGAGGAUCCCAAGAAACAGAGCUUCUGGAUGCCUGGGAAUUAUGUGCGUACAGUGCACCGAACUGAGCAGUCCUUUCAGGCCUGCAACGACAUUGUGGCCUGCUUCGUGGAGAGAGCAAAGGUAGAAAAGCAGUACGCCCAGCAGCUCAACCAGUGGAGCAGCAAGUGGAAGUCCAUAGUGGAUUCUCGGCCACUUUAUGGCUCCCUCAUGCGGGCGUGGCAAUGUUUCUUCACCUCCACCGAGCGUUUGUCCGCUCUCCACUCCUCCAUCUCCCAGUCGCUCAUGACAGAGGAAGGGGACCGGGUGAAGACCUGGCAGAAGGAGACCUUUCCAAAGAGAAUCUUCUGUGGGUUCAGGGAGAGCCACAGCAACAACACAAGUUUUAGUCGUGCGCAGAAACCCUGGUCCAAAAAGCUGAUGAAGCUGGAGCAGGCCCGAGUUGCAUAUCACAAGUCCUGUCAGAGGGAGCAAACAGCCUUCGACAAGGAGAAAAAAGCAAAUGAAAACACUGAGAUGAGUCCAGAGAAAAAGCAGAAAAUCACAGACGCCAGAGAGAAGGUCACAGAGGAGAAAGAAAAGGUUAGAGACCGAUACGAGAAACUGCUGGAGGACGCGACGUCCUACACGCCUCGCUACAUGGAGGAGAUGGAAGCCAUUUUUGAGCAGUCGCAGGAGGAGGAGAGGAAGAGGAUCAGCUUUCUGAAGCAGGCCUUCCUCUCCAUCCACAGACAUCUCGACAUCACCAACAACGAGAGUGUGAAGGCGGUGUACAGCGAGCUCCACCACACUCUGAUGUCCAUUAAUGAGCAAGAGGAUCUCAAAUGGUGGAAGAACAACCACGGGCCUGGCAUGCCCACAGACUGGCCCAAGAUUGACGAAUGGGUCCCACCCGUAAAAAAGUUAAAUAGAAAGAAGAGAGACCAGAAAAGAAAAGGGAGCCGACCUGUGAUGAUUGGGGGAGUGAAGGUGCGAGCUCUGUACGACUACGUGGGAGAGGAGGGUGAUGAGCUGUCCUUUAAAGCAGGUGAAAUGUUCCUGAAGGUGGAGGAGGAAGACGACCAGGGCUGGUGUCGAGGAGUGCUGAGCGGAGGAAAGGAGGGCUUCUACCCCGCAAACUACGCUGAAGUUAUCUCUGAGUGACAUCACGCUAAUAUACUAUGUCCUAAACUUAUUUCUCACAAAGACUUUUCAAAUCUUUUAAAAAAUAACAAUUAUUAUUAUUAUUAUAUGAGGUGACAUUGACUCUGAGUCAGAUAUAAUCUGUUCCCAAAUGUAAAAUUUGUUAAAGCCUUAAUAUUCUAACCUUCUUUGGUUUGAGCACUUUUGCCAUAUGAAUUAACUUAUCAGAGACUAAAUGUCUGUAUGUGUAAAUGUGUGAGUGUGAAUUUGCAUGCAUGUGUGCACCUUAAGAGAACAACAGAGGAUAUUUAUUUACUGCCGUCAUGUCUGAGUCAUUAGGUCACUGUAAAGAAGAUAGCUGAUAAAGAAACAUGAGGUUUACAAUCAUUGGAGCACACCAGGUUAAUGUUUACUUUUAAGUAUUAUGCAGAGGCACAGAGACGUCACUUUGACUGAGGGAAUGGAUUUUCAAAAUAAAAGUGUAAUUGUUUUGCCUCUAAUUCAUCUUGUUAAUAAUUUAUUUGUUGCAUGGUACUAUCGAUGAAAGGUAAUGUUGGUCAGUUGGUUGACUGACCAAACUUACCACUAUUACUGCCUUGAACCUGAUGUCAAAGUCCAAGAAUCAGGUAACAAAUAUUUCAGAACUUACCAUAUACUGCUAUGGCUUCCCUUACUUUUCGACCAGCUUUCUCCAUUUUUUUUUGUUUCAGUACCGAAAGUGAGUCGUAGAACUCUGAUUGCAACAAUAACUUUGUCCUCCAUUUGUGAUUUUUGGUGAUAUCAGGAAAAACGCAACAUAACCAAAUACAAAUUUCAACUUGAGAAGACAUACUUACAUCACCUAGGGAAAAUUUGCAUCUAUAAGCGUCAUUGCAUUGACUUUGUAUUUAAUUGUGCUGUACAACAAUUAACUUCAUAUUAGUCUGAAUAGUUUAUAAAAUAAAAUAAAAACAUA
This is a messenger RNA of Centropristis striata (black sea bass), 2251 nucleotides long. Its product is annotated as protein kinase C and casein kinase substrate in neurons protein 3-like. Gene Ontology annotation, molecular function: protein binding; phospholipid binding. Gene Ontology annotation, cellular component: endosome; plasma membrane; cytoplasm. Gene Ontology annotation, biological process: plasma membrane tubulation; regulation of endocytosis; cytoskeleton organization. The coding region runs from base 151 to 1317 and encodes 388 amino acids. NCBI's taxonomy places the organism in Eukaryota, Metazoa, Chordata, Actinopteri, Perciformes, Serranidae. The record is from RefSeq and is a predicted model, not a curated record. The transcript is spliced from 10 exons.